Neohortaea acidophila is the source of this 1056-nucleotide messenger RNA. RefSeq lists its product as uncharacterized. Bases 196 to 927 code for a protein of 243 amino acids. The transcript has a single exon. The record is from RefSeq and is a predicted model, not a curated record. Gene Ontology annotation, molecular function: oxidoreductase activity, acting on the CH-OH group of donors, NAD or NADP as acceptor. Lineage: Eukaryota; Fungi; Ascomycota; Dothideomycetes; Mycosphaerellales; Teratosphaeriaceae.
GUGGAAAUCUUAAUCGCGCACAGACCUCGCACGGCUGUCUGUAUAUAUACCACUACAUUUCCAUUCACAUUCCCUCCUUCACCACUUGAAUACAAGGGAGCCAUUGCGUGUGGUUUUGACGGAGGGGAUCCCUGCUUCUCAAACACCAGCAUGGAUCGGUGAGGCGGAACAAGUAGGGGAAAGCAAGAACCCACCAUGCCUACCAUCCUCGUCUCGGGAGCGGCCAAUGGACUCGGCGCAGCUUUUGUCGAUGCAUACAGACAACAAGAAGGCACCGAGAUCAUCGCCAUCGACAGAGCUGCCAUUCCCUCCUCGUACGAAAAUUUCCGCAGCUUCCAAGUGGACGUCGCAGACGAGCACUCCAUCGACACUUUUGCCCGACAGAUUCAGGACGAAGCGAUCGAUCUGGUCAUCCACAGCGCAGGUAUCCGUGGACUCGUGCCCUCAGUAGAAGCAGAGAAGCCGAACGAUGUGGCCGCUUGCGAGACCAUCUCGGUCAUGGACAUGGCCACAUUGACCCGCACCUUUCAAAUCAACGCUGCUGGCACGUUCUUCCUCCUCCGUGCUCUCCUCCCGAAUCUACGAAGGCCCACGGUUCCCCAGCCGAAGGUCGUCGUCAUGUCUAGCCGAAUGGGCAGCAUAGGCAAUAACGAAUUACCAAACAAAGACGCUGGGAGCGCCUUUGCGUACCGUGCUUCAAAGGCAGCGCUCAACACCAUUGUGCGUUCCUUUGCCGUCGAUGUGCCUGAAGUGGCAUUCAUUCUGUGCCAUCCUGGACGCGUGGAGACGAAGCUGGUGAAGGGUGUAGAAGCUGGCGCCAUUUCGGUGGAGGAAAGUGUAGCAAGUGUGAUGCCACUCAUCUCCACCUGGGAUCGGAUCGAUAGCGGCAAGUUCUACGAUCGGUUUGGACAAGUCAUUCAAUGGUGAGAUUGCUCGACAGAGAGAGAUGUACACAAGCGUACCUACAGAGACAUCGGACGAAGCCUUGCCCAAGUGAGCAAGGGCAGCUUUGCCGAGCGCCUUACAUAAUCUGCACUGCACUUCAAGACUUCGAGC